This is a messenger RNA of Eurypyga helias (sunbittern), 2562 nucleotides long. RefSeq names its product carbamoyl-phosphate synthase [ammonia], mitochondrial-like. Gene Ontology annotation, molecular function: carbamoyl-phosphate synthase (glutamine-hydrolyzing) activity; ATP binding; metal ion binding. NCBI's taxonomy places the organism in Eukaryota, Metazoa, Chordata, Aves, Eurypygiformes, Eurypygidae. Gene Ontology annotation, biological process: L-glutamine metabolic process; 'de novo' pyrimidine nucleobase biosynthetic process. The record is from RefSeq and is a predicted model, not a curated record. Gene Ontology annotation, cellular component: cytoplasm.
AUGACAAGAAUUUUGACAGCUUGCAAAGUAGCGAAGACUUUGAAGAGCAGAUUGGAGUUUUGCAACGCGUCUGCUGACCACUGGAGUUUCUCAAGGACCGGUACCAGGUUGUUGAGCAUCAAGACGCAGACAGCGCACUUGGUGCUGGAAGAUGGGACGAAGAUGAAGGGCUAUUCUUUUGGCUAUCCAUCCUCCACAGCAGGGGAAGUCAUAUUCAACACUGGUCUUUCUGGGUACACCGAGGCCUUGACAGAUCCCAGCUACAAAGGACAGAUUCUUACACUGGCUAACCCCGUAGUUGGGAAUGGGGGAGUGCCUGACACGGCUGCUUUGGACGAAGUGGGCCUCAGGAGGUUUCUGGAGUCUGAUGGGAUCAAGGUUUCAGGUCUGCUGGUGCUGGAUUACAGCAAGGAGUACAGCCACUGGCAGGCUGCUAGGAGCCUGGGAGAGUGGCUGCAGGAAGAAAAGGUGCCUGCACUGUAUGGGAUUGAUACCCGAAUGCUCUCCAAAUUAAUUCGUGACAAGGGCACGCUACUUGGGAAGAUUGAAUUUGAAGGUCAACCCAUGGAGUUUGCAGACCCGAAUAAGCAAAACUUAAUUGCAGAGGUUUCAACAAAGGAAGUCAAGGUUUACGGCAGAGGGAAUCCACUUAAAGUUGUAGCUGUCGACUGUGGGGUGAAGCACAACGUUAUCCGUCUGCUGGUGAAGCGAGGUGCAGAGGUGCAUUUGGUUCCAUGGGACCAUGAUUUCACCAGCAUGGAAUAUGAUGGGCUUAUAAUUGCCGGAGGUCCAGGGGAUCCCAUGAAGGCCCAGGAGGUGAUUCAGAAUGUCAGAAAGGUCCUGGAGAACAAUCGCCCAGAGCCCUUGUUUGGGAUUAGCAUGGGGAAUCUAAUCACUGGAAUAGCAGCUGGAGCUACUUCCUACAAGAUGCAGAUGGCUAACAGAGGACAGAACCAGCCUGUGCUGAAUGCAGUGAACGGCCAGGCUGUCAUCACUGCUCAGAACCACGGUUAUGCCAUCGACAGCUACCCUCCCGCCCUUUUUUCGCUCUUUGUGAAUGCCAACGAUCAAACGAAUGAGGGCAUCAUGCAUGAGACCAGACCAAUUUUCACGGCACAGUUCUACCCAGAUGCAAGUCCUGGGCCGAGAGACACAGAGUUCCUGUUUGAUUCAUUCAUUUCGCUGGUUAAGAGAGGGAAAGGCACGACCAUUUCCUCGGUCCUGCCCAAGGCUGGAGCGACAGCUUCCAGGGUGGAGGUCUCCAAAGUUCUCAUUCUAGGAUCUGGGGGUCUGUCGAUUGGUCAGGCAGGGGAAUUUGAUUACUCUGGAUCCCAGGCUGUGAAAGCCAUGAAGGAAGAAAAUGUGAAAACUGUCCUAAUGAAUCCCAAUAUUGCUUCGGUGCAGACCAAUGAGACUGGCUUAAAGCAGGCUGACGCUGUCUACUUCCUCCCCAUCACGCCGCAGUUUGUCAGAGAGGUCAUCAAGGCGGAGCGUCCCGAUGGGCUAAUUCUGGGCAUGGGUGGCCAGACCGCUCUCAACUGCGGAGUGGAACUCUUCAAGCAAGGAGUCCUGCAGGAGUAUGGUGUGAAGGUCCUAGGUACAUCAGUUGAAUCCAUCAUGGCUACAGAGGAUAGAAAGCUUUUUUCUGAUAAACUGACUGAGCUAAAUGAAAAGAUUGCUCCUAGCUUUGCAGUGGAAUCGGUUGAAGAUGCUCUGAAGGCAGCUGAAAAGAUCAGCUACCCAGUCAUGAUACGUUCUGCUUAUGCCCUUGGUGGUCUGGGGUCAGGCAUAUGUCCUGACAAGGAGAGUUUGCUGGACCUUGGUACCAAGGCGUUUGCAAUGACUAACCAAAUUCUGGUAGAAAAGUCAGUUGUUGGCUGGAAGGAGAUAGAGUACGAAGUUGUGAGAGAUGCUGCUGAUAACUGCAUUGCUGUCUGCAACAUGGAAAACAUUGAUGCUAUGGGAAUCCACACAGGGGAUUCUAUUGUAGUGGCUCCAAGCCAGACACUCACUAAUGAGGAAUUUCAGAUGCUGAGGGAUCGUGCCAUCAAAGUUGUCCGACAUCUGGGCAUAGUGGGAGAGUGUAAUAUCCAGUUUGCUCUGCAUCCAACUUCCCUGGAGUACUACGUCAUUGAAGUUAAUGCCAGACUUUCGAGAAGUUCAGCUUUGGCCUCCAAGGCGACGGGGGAUCCAUUAGCAUUCAUUGCUGCCAAAAUUGCCUUGGGGAUCCCCUUGCCAGAAAUCAAGAAUGUGGUGACAGGAAAAACCUCUGCCUGCUUUGAGCCCAGCCUGGAUUACGUUGUUACCAAGAUACCCCGCUGGGAUAUGGACCGUUUUCAGCAUAUGUCCAACCGGAUUGGAAGCUCCAUGAAGAGUGUGGGAGAGGUCAUGGCUAUUGGCCGCACUUUUGAAGAGAGCUUCCAAAAGGCCCUGAGAAUGUGCCACCCAUCUGUAGAUGGCUUCACGUCACAUCUGCCCAUGAAUAAAGCCUGGCCAGCCAACGUAGACCUCCAGAAGGAGCUCUCCGAGCCAUCCAGCACUCGGAUAUAUGCAAUAGCCAAG